Molecule: messenger RNA, 572 nt
Organism: Drosophila busckii
Lineage: Eukaryota; Metazoa; Arthropoda; Insecta; Diptera; Drosophilidae
Product: maker42
Exons: 4
Coding region: 84-536 (150 amino acids)
Cellular component (GO): nucleus
Source: RefSeq, a predicted model, not a curated record
CUUUGCCACAAAUGUCAAAUUUUGUCAGAGCAACUCUUUGCUUUUCAUAUUUUGAGCUGUGUCAGCAUUGAGCGCUUGCUAAAAUGCCUAAGAAUAAGCAAGUGAAACAGUCGCCAGCGACGCCUGAAUUUAAAAUACCAGCUAUACCAGCUGAGCCCAAAAAGCGCGGACGACCUCGCAAAAAUCCCGUGACUGAUGCUCCUGCCACACGCAGAAAUGACAACGUCGAUACCAAGGACUUUAUAGUGAAACAUUUGGAAAAAGUUGUUAAGCAUAGUUUACCUAUGGUGACUCCAAAUAAUGGCUUCAUACGUGGCCUGAAGCCGGAUGCGGUGCUUGCUGCUUUUAGAAAUGAGGCCAAUUACUAUUUUGCUGUAAAAUUUAAAAACCGCAAGCAGCCAGAAAUUAUAGACGGCGCUGAGCUUAGGCUACGUGCGCCAGCUCUAAUGCUUAACUAUUAUUUUUCAAAUCUCAAGAUCGAAAACAAUAAAUUUAUUAUAGACUUGUCGCUGAUAACCAAGCGAUCUAAGAAAUAAAUAUGCCAAAUGUUGAACGUGCUUUUAAUAAUAUAA